AUGAAAAUAAUAAUGAACACUAUGGAUGUUAAUCAUAUAGAGAAUAAUGGGAAUAGAAAAAUUCACUUAAUAAAUAUAGAAUCGAAUGAUAUUAAAACUUGUUCAAGAAGAGGUCGAAAAUCAACAAUUCCACCAGAACUUAGAGAACAAACAAGACGUAUUAAAAAGCAAAACAUUGAAAGAAGUCGUCGUGCAUGUAUAGCAAAUAAAAUGUCUGAAUUACAUAAAUUAGCCAUGAAUUUAAUUGAAUUAAAUAUAUCAGAACAACAAAAAACGGAGAAAGUGGAUAUAUUAGGCAUGUGUUAUGAAGUGUUUAAAAAUGUGGCAGUAUUAUUAAAUGAAAACCCAGAAUUGAAAGAGAAAUUAAAACAAAUGUGCCAUGAAGUUAGAUUAAAAUUCUUUAAUAAACAGCAUGAUAUAUCUAAUAAUCAUUAUGAUAUAACCGUGAAUAAAUCAAAUGAAUCUAUUACUCAUUCAACUAUUCAUCAAUCACCAUCAUCAUGGAAUAAAGAAAAUUAUAAUCCUACAAAUCAAAGUUUAUUAAUUCCUUCUGAAUUGAGCGCUUUUACACCUAUAAGUAAGAUAAAAGAUACUAAUUUUAAUCAAUUAAAUUAUCAAUCUACACCAAUCCAAUUACCGUUUAUUAUAAAUGAUAGUGGUUAUUUUGAAAUGAAUCAUUCAUCACCUUCAUUCAUUCAUACAAAUCCUAUUCAUUUAAGAACGGUACAUAUGUCUAAUGAAUGUAUUUAUACACCUCAAUCAUCAUCUUUACAAAUGAAUUCUAUUAUAUCAAAAUUACAAUCAAAAGAAAACAUAUUGGUGAAUGAAAUGCAUACAAAUCAUCAUGAAACGACUAAAGAGAAUAUUAUGUGGCGGCCAUAUUUGGACUAG
Molecule: messenger RNA, 891 nt
Organism: Schistosoma intercalatum
Lineage: Eukaryota; Metazoa; Platyhelminthes; Trematoda; Strigeidida; Schistosomatidae
Source: the annotation of a GenBank genome assembly